AUGGGCACUCGCCCCGCCUUGCGACCGGCAAGAUGGCGCCCGCGGCCUCCCCUCCGGCCGGCCGCCAGGGCGCGUGCGCGGCCUCUGGGCACAUGCGCGGUGAGGGCGGCGUGGCGGCGCCUGCGCGCUGUGGUGCGGCGCGGGGUGGGGGGGGGCGGGACGCGGGCUCAGGCGCCGCGCGCCGCGGGCGCGGCGGGCUCGGUUACCGGCGCCCUGCGGGCCAGCCCCGCCGCCGCUCCCUCCUCCUCCGCCUCCUCCUCCGCCUCCUCCUCCUCCUCGCCGCCGCAGCUGGCGCUGCUCGUGAUGCAGCCGUGCGGCGGCGAGGAGGCGGCGGCGGCGGCGGGGGGGGUGGCGGCGGGGGGGGUGCUGCCGCUCCCGGGCGCCGACCCGCCGCUGCCGCCCUCCGGUAGCGGCGGCCUCAUGUUAUUCUACGAGCUGGGGGGCCCCGGCGACGGCGAGGUCGAGGCGGGGGAGGACGCCGAGGCGGCGGGCGGCGAGAGUACGGCCAGCCCGGAGGAGCUGGAGGAGGAGGAGGCGACGGCGGCGGCUUCGAGCGGCGAAACGGCGGCGGCGGCGGCGGCGGGCGGCGGCUGCAAGAGCUGCACCUACCAGGGCUGCAGCGAGACCACCACGCAGGUGGUGAAGCAGCGCAAGCCCUGGAUGUGCAAGCGCCACCGCAACAAGAUUUACAAGGACAAGUACAAGCGCAAGAAGAGCGACCAGGCCCUGGGGGGCGGCGGGGCGGCCGCCGCGGGGGGCGGCCCGCGGGCCGAGGAUAGUGUUGAAGGUUCAGUUUCUGUUACAAAACAGAGAACAGGAUCCAUUGGAGAUCGCCCAGCAAGACCUACUCUUUUAGAACAAGUAUUGAAUAAAAAGAGGCUGUCCCUACUCAGAAGUCCAGAAGUAGUACAGUUUCUACAGAAACAACAGCAACUGUUAAGUCAGCAGGCUCUGGAACAAAGGCAGCAACAGUUUCAAGGAGCACCUGGGUGAUCAGAACAGAUCAAUGACCUGCAGAUGAGUCUGGUGCUGAAGGAGGAAUAGGAAGUAUAUUUUAUAUAAAUACAAAGAAUCUCAGUGUUUAAAGGAAAACUAAAGUUGCUGCUGUUACAUUUUUUUACUUGUUUCUUGUUUGCACUUUUGAGGUUUUGAGCUGCUUGGGUGUCUGCAAACUUGUGAGCAAAUCUGGAGGAGUCUGUUUUUUGAUUCUUUUUAAAACUUCAUUUUAAUGUUUAAUUAUUUCUUUAUAUUAGUAAUGUUUAGCUGUAUACCCUUUUCCUACCAAAGUCUUCCACUAAAUUAGCAUUUUUCUAUAUAAGGAUUUACUGUUAAACAAGUCACUCUUUGAUGACAAUCAUUGAAGGAUGUCAGUUACUUUCUAUGGAAGUUGUGAAAUAAAGUCCUGAAUUGGAGCCAGUCCAGUGGCAUGACCUAACAGCAGUUGCUCAGGGAUAUGAGAAACGUAUGUCCAGUAGAAUCUUGCACUACAGGCAAAGACAGCAUGCCAUCAAGAAGUCGAUCCAGUGGCUCGGAAAAGUACACAUCAGGUGAUCCUCCUGCUAUACAUUCAUUAUCUGCAAGUUGAGUAGGUUUGAAAUGCUUCAUUGUCUGUGCAAAGCAUGUAAAAUAAUUUGUGUUUAAAAGUUCCAAAAGAGAUAAAUGGCAAAAAGCUUUAGAGAAGAAUUAGGUGGCACAUAUGCAACUGAGAGUUGGACCUUGUUUUGUGGAGUUAUUUGUAAGGGCCAACCUCUUAUACGUGAAAUACAACUUAAUUACAGGUGAGAAUAUCACUCAUUUUUAAGUAACUAAAAUUUUAAAGCUUUUAACUCCUAAUAGCAAAUGCAUCCAAAAACUAAAAUGUAAUUGUGCAUUUUUUCCUUUAUGUAGUCUUUUUCUUCUAAAAAAAAAAAGUAUAGUUAAAAUUCUUUUAUUAAGACAACUGAUAUCUCAUCAGCUCUAGUGCUACACUUUCCAGGUUUUCAGCCAAUUCAGAUGAACUUGCAAUUGAUUGGGUUAAGAAUCCAAACACUAUAUUAUGUAAGUGUUGAAUCCCAUGUUUUGUUUUUAAAACAAAGUUUUGUAUUAACCUCCAUUCAGAAAUGUGGUUUAUCUGAAUUGUGUAGGUGCUUAUUAAAGUACUACUUUGAUAUUGCAGCAGUUUGAUCCACUAAAUAAUAUCUCUUCAGGAGUAUUUGUUAGUCUUAUGAAUUUUUACAAGCUGUGCUUUGUGUAUGUAUAGAACUUGUUCAGUAGGGAUUUAUUGUAUUUAGCAUUGUGCAAGUUGUUCUUUAAAAAAGAAAUUGAAAAACUUUGUAUUAACAGUUCUGGACCAAUAAGUGUUUGAAUAAAAUCUUUGUUUUUCUUUAAAAA
Gymnogyps californianus (California condor) is the source of this 2370-nucleotide messenger RNA. RefSeq names its product regulatory factor X associated protein (gene RFXAP). The record is from RefSeq and is a predicted model, not a curated record. The transcript is spliced from 3 exons. Gene Ontology annotation, biological process: regulation of transcription by RNA polymerase II. Gene Ontology annotation, cellular component: nucleus. NCBI's taxonomy places the organism in Eukaryota, Metazoa, Chordata, Aves, Accipitriformes, Cathartidae. Bases 1 to 993 code for a protein of 330 amino acids.